AUGACCGUUCCAGCGAGGUUCCGCAACGACUUCGCGAUGCAACGUGAACGCGGUCCCAUUGCAAUCGAAUGCCACGACCCUUGUGCCCGCUUCCAUAUUCUAGCCAUUCAUCUAGAACGGGACAGGCAAGCUUUCUCUCUGCAGAUGGAGGAGCAAGAGCUGGCAAACAUGGAACGAGGCGAGGUUAUCCCUGAGGAGAUUACAUCAAAUCCGGUAUUCCAAUACAUGACAGCGUUCCGCAAACGAGUACAGGCCGCAAGCGUGUCAAUUACCAAGACCUCACCUCUGGUGGUUGAUGCGGAAGCUCGAUUCCGCAAGCGGCUCUUCGGCCCAGACACCAUCGACGACAUCGAAGCAUUACGCGGCGACCUCACCAUCCCGGAGAUUAUUGACAGUGUCUCUAGGCCAGCGAGGCUGCACCUGGACCGUCUGUGUCUAGUCCUAGCACUCCAGUAUAUCAACGCACAGGCCACCCCCGAGUCGAUUGCAUCGAAUACGCCUAAACACUCUGCAUUCGGUACUUAUCCUGGUGAUACCUUGAAUCCCAUUGCUACUACGUCUAAGGUCAACUCCUCGGGGUCUAUGAGCUUCGCGUCCAUCGAAGACGCUCGUGCAUGGUCUAGAUCUGCUGUUAUUUCCAGCUGGUCGGAGAUAUCUGCACAGAAUACUCCUUCUGACACUGGUGGCAUGUCGAUGCCCACCAGCACACUGACGCCAGUCAAGUCUACAUUCAGCAAUAUCUUAUCGACGUCAAAUGUAUUCAAUGCUGCUAGUUCUGGGACACCUCCGGCCACAUCUACCCUGCCUGAGUCUGCCUUUGCUGCUCUGGCAUCUAUGCCAAACGCAUUCGGGACUUCCUUUGCGACGUCGUCUUCGCGCUUAGUGAUUAGCAAUGACAUGCUAAGUCAGCCUUUACACUUCCUUGAUCCCCCCCCGGGCAUCACAGCCUUCCGUCGCCAUUUCCUCCUCUCAAUCAGCACCGUCAACGUUGAAAGGCUCAACAAUCAUGACGAUGACUGA
Laetiporus sulphureus 93-53 is the source of this 1020-nucleotide messenger RNA. RefSeq lists its product as uncharacterized. The transcript is spliced from 3 exons. The record is from RefSeq and is a predicted model, not a curated record. Lineage: Eukaryota; Fungi; Basidiomycota; Agaricomycetes; Polyporales; Laetiporaceae. The coding region runs from base 1 to 1020 and encodes 339 amino acids.